AUGGCGCCUAUCCACAAACCCCUCGAUCGCUCCACCUCCUUCGAGGCCAUGCUAUCUGUCACCCCUGCCGUGGGGCCUGUCGUUCUUCUCAAUGUCAUUUCGCUUCCCCCCGGGGCCGAUAAGGCGUCAUUUCUGAAGACUUGGAGCCGUAGCGCUGAGGUCCUCAAGAAAGCGCCUGGUUACAUCUCCACUCAACUGCACAGCGCUAUUGGAGAUGGCAACUUUAUCGUCAACUACGCCGUUUGGGAGAACAAUGAAGACCUAAAGAACGGCUUGGCUUUGCCUGAAUUCAGGAAGGUCUGCGAGGACUUCCCGGAAGGUACUGAGUUCCGCGCAUCCGUCCUACAGAAAGCCUCCAUUCCUGGAGUUUGCGUUGGACUGUGA
This is a messenger RNA of Penicillium hordei, 384 nucleotides long. RefSeq names its product antibiotic biosynthesis monooxygenase family protein. The record is from RefSeq and is a predicted model, not a curated record. The coding region runs from base 1 to 384 and encodes 127 amino acids. The transcript has a single exon. NCBI's taxonomy places the organism in Eukaryota, Fungi, Ascomycota, Eurotiomycetes, Eurotiales, Aspergillaceae.